AUGGGCGCUGCGUUGGAGCUGGGGGCCGCGGCGGAGCGCUCACUGUUGUUGUGCGCUCUGCUGCUAGGUGGGGGCUGCGCGUUGGGUCUACGGCUGGGACGCGGGCGGGGGGCAACGGACCGCGCCAUGAUAGCCUGGCUCUGCUAUGACGCCCUGGUGCACUUUGUGCUGGAAGGUGCUUUUGUCUACUUGGGUCUUAUAGGAAACGUUGCAGAAUCAGAUGGCUUGCUUGCUUCAUUAUGGAAAGAAUAUGGUAAAGCUGAUGCAAGAUGGGUUUAUUUUGAUCCAAACAUCAUGGCUGUGGAACUUGUGACUGUUUUUCUGGAUGGAUCUCUGGCAUUGUUUCUCAUUUAUGCCAUAGUCAAAGAGAAAUAUUAUCGGCAUUUCGUACAGAUUACCCUGUGCGUGUGUGAAUUGUAUGGCGGGUGGAUGACCUUCUCCCCAGAGUGGCUUAUUGGAAGCCCCAACCUCAACACCAGCAAUUGGCUCUACUUUUGGGUAUAUUUGGUAUUUUUUAAUGGUGUGUGGAUUGUGGUGCCAGGACUGUUACUAUAUCAGUCAUGGGCAGAACUCAAGAAAAUGCAUCACAAAGAAACCCAUUCAGGGAAAAAGUUUCAUUGA
Messenger RNA from Chrysochloris asiatica (Cape golden mole), 621 nucleotides. RefSeq names its product emopamil binding protein-like (gene EBPL). Gene Ontology annotation, molecular function: cholestenol delta-isomerase activity. The coding region runs from base 1 to 621 and encodes 206 amino acids. Gene Ontology annotation, biological process: sterol metabolic process. The record is from RefSeq and is a predicted model, not a curated record. Gene Ontology annotation, cellular component: membrane; endoplasmic reticulum. The transcript has 4 exons. NCBI's taxonomy places the organism in Eukaryota, Metazoa, Chordata, Mammalia, Afrosoricida, Chrysochloridae.